Molecule: messenger RNA, 2180 nt
Organism: Owenia fusiformis
Lineage: Eukaryota; Metazoa; Annelida; Polychaeta; Sabellida; Oweniidae
Source: the annotation of a GenBank genome assembly
CUCAUGUGCUUUUUCACGACAAAAGAGAAGGACUACUUUACGUUACUCACAUUUUGACAAUUUUCAAAAAUUUCAAAAUGACUUCAAAAGAGAAGGAUUCUGAGUUCAAUAAGUAUAGAUCACCCUUGGUGUCUAGAUAUGCGAGUCCUGAGAUGGCAUACAACUUCAGUGAAAUGAAGAAGUUUUCAACAUGGCGACAACUUUGGCUUUACUUGGCAAAAUCAGAGAAGAUUCUAGGUCUUGAAAUAAUGGAUGAUCAAAUUGCAGAGAUGGAGGGUAAUCUCUCUAAUAUUGACUUUGAUCUGGCAGCUGUUGAGGAGAAAAAGCGACGCCAUGAUGUGAUGGCGCACGUUCAUACAUUUGGAGUGUGUUGUCCCAAAGCUGCUGGGAUCAUCCAUCUUGGGGCGACAUCUUGUUACGUGGGGGACAACACGGAUCUCAUCGUGAUGAGGGAUGCAUUUGAUAUUAUACUUCCAAAGCUUGCUAGAUGUAUACAGAGACUUGCAGGAUUUGCAAAUAAACAAAAGAGUCAACCAACUUUAGGCUUCACACAUAUGCAACCAGCACAACUGACUACAGUGGGAAAAAGAGCCUCAAUCUGGAUAUCUGACCUACUUAUGGACCUCAGAAAUCUUCAACGUGCCCGCGAUGACCUCAGAUUCCGGGGAGUUAAAGGAACUACAGGCACACAAGCCAGUUUCCUACAACUGUUUGCCGGGGACCAUAAAAAGGUCGAGGAACUUGAUAAACUUGUCACAGAAAUGGCAGGAUUUAGUAGUUCAUAUACUAUAUGUGGACAAACAUACAGCAGGAAAGUUGAUGUGGACUGUUUAAGUACAUUGGCGAGCCUAGGGGCAUCUGUACAUAAGAUAUGUUCAGAUAUUCGACUUCUUGCAAGUAUGAAGGAGCUCGAAGAACCAUUUGAGAAAGACCAGAUAGGUUCAAGUGCCAUGGCUUAUAAGCGGAAUCCAAUGAGAAGUGAGAGGUGUUGUUCACUCGCUAGACAUUUGAUGUGUCUGGUUCAAGACCCUUUGAUGACUGCAUCGGUUCAGUGGAUGGAACGAACACUGGAUGAUAGUGCUAACAGGAGGAUUUGUCUUGCGGAGGCCUUCCUGACGGCUGACAUUGUAUUGAGUACCUUGCAGAAUGUAUCAGAAGGGAUGGUAGUUUACCCAAAAGUGAUAGAAAAGCAUAUAAAUCAGGAAUUGCCUUUCAUGGCCACUGAGAAUAUGAUAAUGGAAAUGGUGAAACGUGGUGGUAAUAGACAGGAAUGCCAUGAAGAAAUCCGCCAGUUAUCUCAACAAGCCGCAGCUGUGGUUAAAGAGCAGGGCGGUGACAACGAUCUUGUUGAGCGUGUAAAAUCAACAGCAUAUUUUGAGCCAAUCCAUGCAAUUUUGGAUUCUCUCCUCGAUCCAUCAAGUUUCAUUGGAAGAGCACCACAACAGGUUGCCCAUUUUCUGGAUGCAGAAGUAAAACCAGCUCUAAUACGUUAUAAAGACUCCUUAGAUUCUAUAUCAGAACUGAACUUAUGAGGACUCCUUCAACUAUGAAUAAACUGAUUUAGGCGACUUACUGGAUGUACACACAGCACAAGAUUGGAAGUACCAAAAUACAAUAUCAAACAUUGACUCUCUAUUAACUGAUUUAGGCAACUUGGCAAUUGGACUCACGCAUAGAACAUCUGAAGAACAGGAAAGCCUGUGUUUGUGGAAUGCCCUUGGUUCUGCCAAAAAAUGCGACUUUCAGAGGUUAUGGUAUCAAAGGGAAUUUAAAGAAAUACAAUAUACAAUAUCAAAUACUGGCUCAUUUCUGAGCUCCUUAAUCAUUAGCUAAUGAAAACACAGAACGAAAUCCUGUGCUCAUUGGCUGAAAAUGUAAGUUCACCCCAGUGGGGAUCGAACCCACGACCCCUCGCUUUCCAGGCGAUUGUAGAAAAUCAAUUUUUUGUUUGGAGUCUGAAUGUCGCUCAUGUAUGAUAUAUUUAUAUUUAAUUCUCAACCCCACCAUGUUAUUAAAAUACAGAAUCUCUGGCUACAUGUGUAUUAAUGACGAGCCGUAACCUAAAACAAAUACCAAACUCUUACUCUGAAUGGCUUUUUGGGACAUAGCAUUAGAAAUUCUAAAAGUUGUACUUAAAACAUAGAACUACAUUUUGAACAAUAAAAGUAUUAAUAAAAAAC